ACGCAAGUUAAUUUUCUUCUUUAAUGUAAUUUUUUUCUUAUUGUGUAUUUAUAUUAGUUCUGAUAGGGUUAUAAGUUCUCUAUGUCUUCGAUUUAGUUUCGAUGAUUUGGAUUUGAGUCGUAUUACACAAUCAUUGUGAAUAAUAUGACUAGUUUUGUAUGAAAAAUGUGAUAAUACUGCUGAGCUAGGGAAAUCUUUAUUUUUCCAAACAAAAUAAUACAUGUAGAGAAAGUUAAACUCGAUAUAAAACGAGAACCGUAUUGGUUUAAGUUUUGAAUACAAAGAAACAUAACGUUAAUGAGGAAUAUAACAUGUAAAACCUCUAUUAAUUCCUUUUAUGACUACAGGGCAGAAGAGAAUUUGAAGAAAGUGAACUAUGUCGACGACAAGAUCAGAUAUCACCGAUGACGCUAACAGUAGCGUCAACAAUGGAGGAGGAUUAUCCAAUCAAGAAGAAAAGAGAAUUGUACUGAAAACAAGAUUUGAGUAUCGGGAUGCUAGUGUGAUAUACUUCAAUAUGAAAAGAAACAUGCGGUUCAAAAAAAUCAUGAAGUGUUACUAUGAGCUUCAUAAUCUUGAUUUCGACAACAUUGUUUUCUUCUCCUAUGGUCGUCGUCUCAGUCCUGAGCAAACACCUCAUGAGUUUGAUAUGGAAAAUGGAGAUGAAAUCGAAGCAAUAGAUGGUUGGGUGUUGAGAUGAUUGGAUUUGUAACAAAUAUUGUUACAAUGACAUGUUAUGCUUUUUUUACUUUUUAAAAAUUUUAUAUAGUUAUGAAUCUUUUUUCCCUCUAA
Capsella rubella is the source of this 792-nucleotide messenger RNA. Its product is annotated as small ubiquitin-related modifier 1-like. The transcript has 3 exons. Gene Ontology annotation, cellular component: nucleus. The record is from RefSeq and is a predicted model, not a curated record. The coding region runs from base 377 to 700 and encodes 107 amino acids. Lineage: Eukaryota; Viridiplantae; Streptophyta; Magnoliopsida; Brassicales; Brassicaceae. Gene Ontology annotation, biological process: protein sumoylation. Gene Ontology annotation, molecular function: protein tag activity; ubiquitin-like protein ligase binding.